Messenger RNA from Boleophthalmus pectinirostris (great blue-spotted mudskipper), 1491 nucleotides. RefSeq names its product potassium voltage-gated channel modifier subfamily V member 1 (gene kcnv1). The record is from RefSeq and is a predicted model, not a curated record. Gene Ontology annotation, biological process: protein homooligomerization; potassium ion transmembrane transport. NCBI's taxonomy places the organism in Eukaryota, Metazoa, Chordata, Actinopteri, Gobiiformes, Gobiidae. Gene Ontology annotation, cellular component: voltage-gated potassium channel complex; membrane. The coding region runs from base 1 to 1491 and encodes 496 amino acids. Gene Ontology annotation, molecular function: protein binding; voltage-gated potassium channel activity. The transcript has 5 exons.
AUGACGCAGCGCCUGUUGGACAGCCACUCCCCCUCUUCCUCCCCCUCUCUGUCCCCGGUCUCCACGGUGUUCGUCAGCGGCUCCGUAGCGCCCCCUCUGGACGUGUUCCAGGUGAACGUGGGGGGCAGUCGCUUCUCUCUCUCGGCCCAGAUGCUGGCUCCGUUCCCGGGCACGCGCCUGGGCAGAGUGGCCUUCUGUCCGCAGGAGGCACUGGAGCUUUGCGACGACUUCAGAGAAAACGAGUUCUUCUUCGACAGGAACGCGCAGACCUUUCAGUACAUUCUGAACUUCUACCGCACGGGGCACCUCCACGUUCAUGAGGAGGUGUGUGAGCUCUGCUUCCUCCAGGAGCUCCAGUACUGGGGCCUGGACGAGCUGAAGAUCCAGAGCUGCUGCAGAGAGCGCUACUAUAGACGCAAGGACCAGAGAGAUCUAAACCAGGAUCUAAACCGCGAUCUCAAGGACCUGAGAGACCUGCAGAGCCUGGAGGAGGAGGACUUUGAAGGGGUGGUCUUCUCUGAGCUCAGGCGGAAACUUUGGGAGGUUUUGGAGAAGCCGGACUCUUCUCGCACCGCCCGGACUUUUGGAACCUUUUCCAUGACCUUUGUGGUUCUGUCUGUGGUCAACAUGGUGCUGAUGUCCCUGGAUUUAGGAGAGACGGAGGUGGGCGGGGCUCUGGGGGUGUCUUCUCUGUUGGACGCUGUGGAGUACGUGUGUGUGGCCUGGUUCUCUCUGGAGUUCGUGGUUCGGUUCCUCUGCGUGAGGGACAAAUGCCGCUUCAGCCGCAGCGUUCAGAACCUGAUCGACCUCCUGGCCGUUCUGCCCUUCUACGUGACGUCGGCCGUGGAGCUUCUGCACGGAGGAACCUCUGAGCUGGAGAACAUGGGCCGAGUAGUGCAGGUGCUACGGCUCCUCAGGUCACUGCGCAUGCUCAAGCUCGGGAGACACCUGACAGGGCUCAAGUCGUUGGGUCUGACCAUCGCUCAGUGCUAUGAGGAGGUGGGAGUCCUGCUCCUCUUCCUCGGUGUGGGCAUCUCGCUCUUCUCCACCGUGCUCUUCUCUCUGGAGCGGGAUGUUCCGGGCUCCACCUUCGUGAGCGUUCCUGCCGCGUGGUGGUGGGCCACCACCUCCAUGACCACGGUGGGAUACGGAGACGUCAGACCCGACACGGCUCUGGGGAAACUCCUGGCCUUCGUCUGUAUCCUGUCCGGCAUCCUCAUCCUCGCCCUGCCCAUCGCCAUCAUCAACGAGCGCUUCUCCGUCUGCUACCUGUCACUCAAGGUGAAGGAGGCGGCGCUGCGUCACAGUGAGAUGAUAAAACGGUUGGCUCGAGGCUCGGUGGGCGGGGCGGAGGCGGGGCUCGGGAGCGGAGGAGCGGGGCUAAACCUUCGGGACGUUUACGCCUCGAACGUCCUGGAGCUGAUGAGACUGAGGGGGAGAGAGAGAGCGAGCACCCGCAGCAGCGCCAACGAUGGAGCCCUCUGGUGGUGA